AUGCAGUACAUUAUGGAAGGAAUUAUGGAGGAAAACAAUUUGGCAGAGGUUCUAGAUGCUGAAGUGGUUUAUGAAGAAGAAGAAGUUUCUGAAGAUCAUGAGAUUGGCUUGGAGGAGCUAGAACAAGCACCUCCUUGGAUAGAUGAUGAAGCCAUCCAUGUUAGAGAGGAGUUAGAAGAAGUGAAUCUUGGAACCUCUGAGGAACCUCAGGAAUACAAAGAUUGCUUUGCAUGGCAAUAUUCUGAUAUGCCGGGGUUAAGCAGGACAUUGGUAGAACAUCGGCUUCCUAUUAAGCCCGAGUUUCAGCCAUACCGCCAAUCUCCAAGAAGAGUGUCAAAAGAAGUUGAAUUAAAGGUAAAAGAGGAAAUUGAAAAAUUGUGUAAAGCAGGCUUUAUUAGGCCUGCUAAAUAUAGUAAUUGGUUAGCAAAUGUUGUUCCAGUGGUUAAAAAGAAUGGAAAACUUAGAAUAUGCAUAGACUUUAGGGACUUAAAUGAAGCAACUCCUAAAGAUAUUUAUGCCAUGCCAAUUGCUGACACUCUUAUUGAUGCUACAGCUAAUCAUUCUCUUUUGUCUUUUAUGGAUUGUUUUGCUGGAUAUAACCAGAUUAUGGUGGCUAAAGAAGACAUCUCCAAAACGGCAUUUAGAUGUCCAGGAUCUAUUGGGACAUUUGAAUGGGUGGUCAUGCCGUUUGGUUUACGUAAUGCUGGUGCAACAUAUCAGAGGGCUAUGAAUGCCAUCUUCCAUGACCUCUUAGGUAAAACUAUGGAGGUUUAUAUUGAUGAUGUUGUUGUAAAAUCAAAACUAAUGAAAGAUCAUUUGAAAAAUCUAGAGGAAGCAUUUAGGAGGAUGAGAGUUCACUGUUUAAAACUCAAUCCUCUGAAAUGCGCCUUUGGUGUAAAAGCUGGAAAUUUUUUGGGGUUUUUGGUCCAUGAAAGAGGCAUUGAAGUGGACCAAAACAAAACCAAAGCUAUUCGAGAAGCUAAACCGCCUAGAAAUAAAACAGAACUUCAAAGGUUUCUUGGGCAGGUUAAUUACUUAAGGAGAUUUAUAUCUAAUCUUGCAGGAAAAACAAAAGUGUUCUCAGAACUGUUGAAAUUAAAAAAGGAGGAUGUCUUCAGAUGGGAAACCAUCCAUCAAGAGGCUUUUGAUGAAAUUAAAGAUUAUCUAAUGAAGCCUCCUGUAUUGAUGCCUCCCAAAAAGGGUAUACCUCUGAGGUUGUACAUUUCAGCAGCCGAAGGUUCAAUUGGGUGUCUGCUAGCCCAGAGCAACCAAGAUGGACAUGAACAGGCUAUUUAUUAUUUGAGCCGUUCGAUGACAUCUACAGAGUUAAUAGAGAGUUUUGAAGAGGUUGAAUUAGUACAUGUUCCUAGAGAGGAAAAUUGGGAGGCCGAUGAAUUAUCACAGCUAGCAUCUGGCCUACGUCUGUCGGAGGAGUUAACCCACCGACUAGUAAUGGUACAAAGAAAAACUCACCCUUCAAUUUUUAAAAGAGGAGUACAACUAGAUAUUUUCAAUAUUGAUGAUAACUUAGUACAGGAUUGGAGGAGAGAUAUUAAAAAGUACCUGGAGAAUCCUAGCAAGAAGAUGAUGUAUAAAGUAAGAGUGAGAGCUGUUAACUACGUGCUCAUAGAAGAUGUUUUAUACAGAAGAGGAUUCGACAACCUAUUGCUAAGAUGCCUUGGAACUACAGAGGCACUAGAGGUCAUGAAACAAACUCAUGAAGGAGUUUGUGGAGCACAUCAAUCUGGAGUGAAAAUGAGAUGGCUGAUCCGAAGACAUGGUUACUUCUGGCCAUCUAUCCUAAAAGAUUGCAUGAUUUUUGCAAAGGGUUGUCAAUCGUGCCAAAGGUAUGGAAACAUACAAAGACUUCCAGCUGCUGAGUUGAAGUCUGUCAUCAAACCAUGGCCAUUCAGAGGUUGGGCCAUAGAUUUGAUAGGUAAAAUAUAUCCUCCAUCUUCUAAAAAUCACAGUUUCAUAAUUGUAGCUACUGAUUACUUUACCAAAUGGGUAGUCGCUAAGCCAUUGGUAAAGACAGAGCAAAAAGAUGUUAUUAAAUUUAUUAAAGAGGAAAUUAUUCAUCAAUUUGGAAUUCCACAAUCAGUAACUACUGACCAGGGCACAAUGUUCACUGGUAAGGAGAUGCAAGAAUUUGCCACUGAUUAUGGAAUAAAAUUAUUGACCUCUACACCUUAUUAUGCUCAGGCCAAUGGCCAAGCUGAAUCUUCUAAUAAAAUUAUCAUCAACAUAGUUCAAAAAAUGUUGGAAGAAAAUCCAAAGGAUUGGCAUCGGAUUUUAUCAGAAGCACUCUGGGCAUAUCGCACCUCUAGGCGAAAUGCUACUGGAGUAAGUCCAUUUAUGCUAACCUAUGGUCAUGAUGCAGUGUUACCCAUGGAGGUGGUGGUGAGGUCAUUGAGAGUAGCUAAGCAGAAUCAUUUGACUCCAGAAGAUUACAAUGAAACCAUGAUGAUGGAGUUAGAAAAUCUAGAAGAAGGGAGACUUCAGGCUUUAAACAAUAUGAUAAUACAGAAGAAGAAAGUCUCCAGAAGCUACAAUAAGAAAGUUAGACCUAAGACAUUUCAAGAAGAUGAGCUAGUAUGGAAGUUGAUCUUACCCCCUGGUACUAAAGAUAGAGAAUAUGGGAAAUGGUCUACUAAUUGGGAAGGGCCAUUCUUAGUCCACAAGGUGAUGAAGGGGAAUGCGUACUGGCUAUCAAGUCUAGAGGGUGAGCCUCAUAGAAAAUUUAUUAAUGGAAAGUACUUGAAGAAAUACACUCCCACCAUCUGGGAGAAAUACAACUUAGAAAUGACUUAAUGGCUUUUAGCCAUACAUGUACUGCAGAUGAUGUAACUUGUUUUAGCAAUAUCAGUACAUGAGUUGUAACA
Mercurialis annua (annual mercury) is the source of this 2882-nucleotide messenger RNA. RefSeq lists its product as uncharacterized. Lineage: Eukaryota; Viridiplantae; Streptophyta; Magnoliopsida; Malpighiales; Euphorbiaceae. Gene Ontology annotation, molecular function: nucleic acid binding. The record is from RefSeq and is a predicted model, not a curated record. The transcript is spliced from 3 exons. Gene Ontology annotation, biological process: DNA integration. Bases 1 to 2811 code for a protein of 936 amino acids.